UCAGCAUAUACUGUAUAGUUCAUUACCGAGGGAGCAGUCGUAAGAAAAGUAUCUCACACAGGAACGAGCAACUCAACACCGAAUACCGACUUUACCGAUGACCAAAUUAAUAAUUUCCAGAUCAGAAAUUGUUUAGACGAGAAACACACAUUGCGCUCUCGGUUGGAAUCCUUGGAACUUUUAAAUUGCCUUCCGAGUUUCGACAAUGAGUUUCGGGGCUCAAGAUCAUGUCUUUCUGUCUGCUUUGCAGCCCAAUACCGCCGUCAGUACUUACGCGGUCCCGUCCGAGAUCCAACUCGAGGGGAAAGGGGGCAACCUGUCGGAUGAGAUGACCCGGGCCAAGCGGGUCCAGCAGCAGGUUGCUAUGCGGCUCGCCGAGAAAACCUCGACGCUUUCACGACAGAACGGCUCAGCCACACACUAUACCUCCUCAGAACACAGCGGUUCUUCAACAAUGAAGUACCAGACCUUCAACCCAGGGUUCAGCUCUAAGUCCUAUGUCUACACAGCCUCCAGACCUGUCAUGGCACCCAGGAUGUCUCAUUACUCUGGUGGUUUCUCCUCUCGCUCGGCGAUGGACCUGAGUGGUGGUCAGAGGCUCAGCAUGGGGGUGGAGGAGGAGGAGGGUACCAGUACGGGGAGGGGGCUACCAGGGGGGGGGGGCUACCAGGCCGGCGGAGGGGCCAUGAGGCAACAGAUGUCCACCGUGAACCGGGCGAUGAGCCGUGCUCCCGGCCCAGACCUAGAGACCAUGUCCCUGCGUUCCGUUAGGCUCCAGAACAUGCCCGCUCAGCCGUCCCCAGUGGCAGCCUGGGUAGAUGCGGAUGGCAGCGAUGGGGUCAGCCUCGUCUCGGACCACGAUGCCACAUUCAACCGCCAGCAGUCUGUCUACAGCACCGUCAAUGGAGGAGCCUACAGCUCUGGGACCCAGAUGAGACAGGCAGGAGGAGGAGGGUCCAUGGCCUACCAAGCCCCCAUGAGGAUGGGGGGAGAGGAGAUGAUGUCGGUCCAGCAGCAGCAUUCCUUUAAAGGGCCAGCGUUUCGCACCAUCAGCAGGAUCAACAACAGGAACAACAGGAUGUCCAUGGGCUCCAUGUCUGGGGCUUCCACCCUCCCCCCUGGGGGAAGCAGCUACGGCGGUGGAGGGGGAAGCUUCGUCAUGUCCAGGACUUCCACCCUCCCCCUUGGGGGGAGCAGCUACGGUAGUGGAGGAGGAUUCAUGAUGGGCCAGAUGUCGUCUGGGUCUCAGGGGAAUCUGAUGAUGCAGCAACAGAGGCAGACCACUCUGCCCAGGACCAUGUCUAUCAAGAGCAUGCACAGUGUUGGGAAGGGCAUGGAUAUCUACGACGGACAGAUGGACAUGACAGGCAGCAUGGGCAACCUCAGCAGGAUCAAUAACCUGGACAUGGCUACGGCGGUGAGGUACCUGGCAGAGGGGGAUGCUGAGCUGCAGGUUCAGGGAGCAGCGUUUAUCCAACAUGAGUGUUACAGCGACACUGAGGCCAAGAAAGAGGUGCACCGCUAUAAGGGCAUCCCAGAGCUGGUGAGGCUGUUCAACAGUGAGAACCAGGAGGUGGCUCGCUACGCCACGGGCGCCACCAGGAACCUCAUCUACGAGAACAUGGACAACAAGGUGGCCCUUAUCGAGGGGGGAGGGAUCCCACAACUCAUAGAGGCUCUGAAGGUGAAUGACGACGAGCUACGCAAGAACAUCACAGGUAUUCUGUGGAACCUGUCAUCCAAAGACAACCUGAAGGAGAAACUAGCCAAGGAGACGCUAUCUGAGCUCACAGAGAGGAUCCUGAUCCCGCUCUCAGGCAGUGGAGACACUGAGGUCAUCCAGCAGAGCCCCUCUGAGGUUGACAUCUUCUACAACACCACCGGAUGUCUUAGGAACCUGAGCUCAGUGAAUGAGAAGACCAGACGUCAGAUGCGGGAGACCAACGGUCUGGUGGAUGCCCUGGUAGGAUACAUCCAGGCCUCGCUACAGGAAGGCAAGGUGGAGGAGAAGGGAGUGGAGAACGCAGUGUGUGUUAUGAGGAACCUCUCCUAUCAGCUGUACAGUGAGAUCCCGCCCUCGGCCAUGCUACGUCUGGAAGGACCGACCAGAGGCCAGGACACCAGCAGGAGUGAAGCCAUUGGUUGCUUCACGCCUCAGAGCAAGAAAGUAAAAAAUAAGAUGAACCAGGACCUGGUUACAUUCACGGAGGUGGCCCGCGUGCCCAAGGGUCUGGAGUGGCUGUGGCACCCCCAGGUGGUGGGGCUGUAUAACCGCGUGCUGCAGGGCUGUGAGUUCAACUUCACCACCCGCGAGGCUGCAGCCGGGGCCCUGCAGAACAUCACAGCUGGAGACAAGAGAUGGGCGGGGGUGCUGAGUCGUGUGGCUCUCGAGCAAGAGAGGAUGCUUCCUGUGAUGUUGGACAAACUGAGGACCAAUAAUGACCUGGAGCUGAGAUCCCUCACCGGCUUCCUCAGAAACCUGUCACGCCAUGCCAAGGACAAGAACGCCAUGGCAACCAAGACAGUGAACAACCUGGUGGACAAGCUGCCUGCUGACGGUCAACAGAAGGAGCCGUCCAGCGACGUGGUGGUCAACAUCUGUGGAACGUUGAACAACCUGGUGACCUGCAGCUCCGUCGCAGCCCGGGACAUCACUUUCUUUGACGGGCUGCAAAAACUGGUGGCCAUCAAGAACUCCAACGACAGCAGUCCUGGGAAGCUGAAAGCAGCCAAAGCAGCGGCCACAGUCCUCUGCAACAUGUUCCAAUACAAGAAGCUGCACAAGGACUACAAACAGAAAGGGUUCACACGACCAGACUUUGCAGACAUGACAAUCUAAAAAAAAGAAGAAAAGGAACAGAUACAAUGUCUCUUUCUCUCCUUGUGCCAAGCGGCUGGAAACGUAUCUGAUCACUUCAGUGGUCAAAGACUGGUCUGUACAACUGAAAACAUUGCUCCUUGGGCUACUUCCUACUUACGCACACAUGGAGUUGGAUGAACUAUACUACAGUGCAAGUGACGACAAAGAUGGAACCUGUUUAGGGACGACCUUAAUGGUGGACUAUGAUGAUAACGUACCCCCUUUUCCUUGUGAGCUUGAAUACCGUAUGUAUUCAAUGCUAUAUGUUGAGUUUAAUAUAUGUAUUCAAUGCAAUAUGUUGAAUUUAAUAUAUGUAUUCAAUGCUAUAGCUUUGAAUGCUAUAUGUUAUAUAUGAUAGAAUCAGGGACUUUUUUUCUCAAUGUAACCAAUCAGUCUGCUGUAACCAAUAAUGCUAUGACUCAUUUCUCCUGCCUUAGCAAGCGUGGUUUGACACAAUCCCAAAGACUUCAGGCCCCCCAUUUUGUUAACCCUGGGUCCCAGAUCAGUUUGUGCUGUAUAGCCUACACUUAUGGCCAUUGUCACAAAACAACACUACACUGCUAGUAGAGGGAUGGUAAAAGGGAUGGUUUGCUAUCAAUGGUGCUUUUACUUUUGCUGAAGGGUUGAAUUAUUGAUGUUGUUCAUUGUGUUUUGUAUUAGUUUGGUGUUGUUUAUUUCUCAGACAAAACCAGAGUAUCACUGAGUUAUGAGUUAUAAACCACAGUAUCACUGAGUUAUAAUGAGCUAUAAACCAGAGUAUCACUGAGUUAUAAUGUGUUAUAAACCAGAGUAUCACUGAGAGUUAUAAUGUGUUAUAAACCAGAGUAUCACUGAGAGUUAUAAUGUGUUAUAAACCAGAGUAUCACUGAGAGUUAUAAUGUGUUAUAAACCAGAGUAUCACUGAGUUAUAAUGAGCUAUAAACCAGAGUAUCACUGAGAGUUAUAAUGUGUUAUAAACCAGAGUAUCACUGAGAGUUAUAAUGUGUUAUAAACCAGAGUAUCACUGAGAGUUAUAAUGUGUUAUAAACCAGAGCAUCACUGAGUUAUAAUGAGCUAUAAACCAGAGUAUCACAGAGUUAUAAUGAGUCAUAAAUUAGAACUGAAUGUAUGUUUUUGUGGAUGUGUGGAAAAACUGAACUACUGACACCUGCAUGAAUGACCUACAAUUAUGACUCAGAAAGGGAAUCAUGCAAUUGCUUUUAAAAGCUUUACACGGUGGCUUAAACGUUUUUUGUUAUACAUCAAAGAGAAGACAAAGAAGUGCUUUGUGUCCGUCAUUAGACUGAGACCAUUCUUUUUUCCAUUUACGGUAUGAAAAAAACAAUCAACAACUAUUUUUACAAUGUACUUUUUAACUGUUAACUGCAGGUCGAAUAAAUCUGCGUCAUUUGUAACUAAUAAAGCUGACGUCACUGAA
Messenger RNA from Oncorhynchus tshawytscha (Chinook salmon), 4277 nucleotides. Its product is annotated as plakophilin-3. Gene Ontology annotation, biological process: cell-cell junction assembly; cell-cell adhesion. Gene Ontology annotation, molecular function: cadherin binding. Lineage: Eukaryota; Metazoa; Chordata; Actinopteri; Salmoniformes; Salmonidae. The transcript has 18 exons. Bases 206 to 2839 code for a protein of 877 amino acids. The record is from RefSeq and is a predicted model, not a curated record. Gene Ontology annotation, cellular component: plasma membrane; nucleus; adherens junction.